Aspergillus niger is the source of this 270-nucleotide messenger RNA. RefSeq lists its product as uncharacterized. Bases 1 to 270 code for a protein of 89 amino acids. The record is from RefSeq and is a predicted model, not a curated record. The transcript has 2 exons. Lineage: Eukaryota; Fungi; Ascomycota; Eurotiomycetes; Eurotiales; Aspergillaceae.
AUGCUUGUACCUCGUCUCUUUUUCACAUGUGAAAGAGGGGGUGUGCUUGCGACCGGAGGAACUAAAUGCGGGACUGUGCGGGAUAUCCGACGGCGAUCUGCGCUUUCUUCGGAGAUAGGAGAGGUAGGGAGGGGAUGGGUUCAUGGCUUGAUGGUUUCUGUUUAUCUCGGUCAGGCUGGUAUAUUUGGGGAAUGGGUCCAUGUUGGUUCUGCCCUACAAGGCAGCUGCUCCGAGCUGUUUGAUCUGCUGAGGUCGGCUGUUGCACAGUGA